Chenopodium quinoa (quinoa) is the source of this 1458-nucleotide messenger RNA. RefSeq lists its product as uncharacterized. Bases 1 to 1458 code for a protein of 485 amino acids. The transcript has 5 exons. The record is from RefSeq and is a predicted model, not a curated record. Gene Ontology annotation, molecular function: zinc ion binding. NCBI's taxonomy places the organism in Eukaryota, Viridiplantae, Streptophyta, Magnoliopsida, Caryophyllales, Amaranthaceae.
AUGAACCUGAAACAUAGUUGUGGGUUUUUUCAUUCUAAUUCAAAAGUGAACUCAGAGUGGCUUUCAAUGAAGUAUCUGGAUGAUUGGAGGUCAGAUCCUAGUUGGAAGUUGGCAAGAUUUAAGGAUAGGGUGUACAAAGAUUUGGGCAUACAUAUCAGUUAUUACAAGGCUUGGUAUGCUAGGGCUAGAGCAAAACUGAUACUGUAUGGAGAUGCAUCAGAAGAGUAUGCAAGGAUUUUGACUAUGGGCCAGAUCAUGAUUGCAGUCAGUAAGGAUGGAAAUAAUAAUAUAUUCCCAGUUGCAUGGGCUAUUGUGGAGGUUGAAAACAAGGACAUCUGGACUUUGUUUUUAGAUUUGCUGUUGAAGGACACAAGCUUUGAACAAGGCCAUGGACUAACACUAAUGUCAGACAGGCAAAAGGACCUGAUUGAAGCUAUUGCAGUGGUGGCUUCAAAAGCAGAAGUCAGGUUUUGUGCCAGACACAUUUGGGCUAAUUUUAAGCUCAGAUUCCAUGGUGAUACUUUCAAGGAGCUGUUUUGGAAGGCAACAAGGUCUACAAAUAAGGCUGAUUUUGAUGCUCAACUAGAAAGCAUAAGGCUCUUAGAUGAGGAGGCAUUCAACUACCUAGAUGCUAUCCUACCACAGCAUUGGGCAAGGCAUGCUUUCAGCACUUUCUCUAAGUCAAACAUGCUGCUGAAUAACCUCUGUGAGACCUUUAAUGUUGUGAUCAGAGAUGCUAGAGAUAAGCCUAUCAUAACAUGCCUUGAAUGGAUCAGAAGGUAUGUUAUGAGAAGGAACACAGAAAAGUGGGAGGCAGUUCAAGCUCAGGAGGGGAGGUUUAUGCCUUAUGUGCAUAAGGUGUUCAAAUGGAUUGCAUCAUAUGCAGCAAAGUGUACUGUUGUGCCAUCUAGGUUUGAUGUGUGGGAGGUGGAUUAUGACUGUGACAGGUUUGUAGUCAACCUAAAUGAUAAUGCAUGUACAUGCUUUCACUGGGAGUUGACUGGUAUUCCAUGUCCUCAUGCAUGGGCAUGUAUUGUGAAAAAAAGACUCAAGCCUGAAGAUUAUGUCCAUGAAUGCUACACAAAGCAAACAUACUUGGAAGCUUAUACCCCAACAAUCAAACCCAUGCCAGGAAUGAAGCAAUGGGAAACAUCCAACAUGGCUCAACCAUUGCCACCUUUAAUCAAGAAGAUGCCAGGGAGACCCUCCUUGAAAAAGAGAAGGAAGGAGCUAGGAGAGGGAGAAGAGUCAAGGUUCAUAAAGAGGCCAAAAAGACAGAACAAAUGCUCAAACUGUGGAGUUGCUCGCCAUUACAAAAACAAAUGCAAAAAUCCUCCUGCCCCUCCUUCAUUAGACAAGGGUGGAAGGCCCUUUUCAAAAAAUGCUUGGACUGUCUCGAGAAGGAAGAAAAAAAUGGAAAGGGUUAUGAGACAGGAUGUACCAGCUGUAGGGACUUGA